Messenger RNA from Durio zibethinus, 2642 nucleotides. The record is from RefSeq and is a predicted model, not a curated record. Lineage: Eukaryota; Viridiplantae; Streptophyta; Magnoliopsida; Malvales; Malvaceae.
CAAACGAACUGGUCAUUAUCAGCUCUCCCUCGGUAUCCAAUUUCUCAACGCAAAACAUCGUACAGGAAAAGCAGGCAAUCUAAACACUACAGUUUGAUUUUUCCACCGCGUGGACUCUUUGGCUGUCUUAUUAAUUUUACCUUUCGUUGGCACCCCACCUUAGUCGAAACCGCCCUUUUUCACCUAUAUCCUCGCACUUUCCUAGCCAUCUCUCCCCCCACUCUCUCUCUAUAUAUACCCCCCAACACCCACAUACUCUCACCAUCGUCGCUGCUUGGCAAACACAUAAUUCUUUGGCUCCAAUUUCCUUGUCUAAUUAUUAAAGCUCCAACGACUGAUCUCGGAAGAAGAAUUGGUUUGUAUAGUAUCCCAAGAAAAGGAAUGAGGAACCUCUUCUCCAAAUCCCCGUCUCCUACCGGGAUGACUCCAUCUGCUUCUCCACUUCACGCUACUUUUUCCGAGUCGUUAAUGGAAGAAAACAUUGAAGCUGCCGAGUUUAUCAUCACUAAAUGGGACUCCUCAUCCGACCAAAACUCCUACUGUAACAUCACUUCUCUUUUCUCUGACAAUAAUAGGGAAGAAGUGAAACAAUAUUUGAGUUCCCUUAAGGGUUUGCAAAAAGCUAUGCAGUACUUGGUUUCUCACCAAUCAAGUUCGGAAAAGCUUGUCCGAGCUCAAACACUGAUGCAAACCGCCAUGAAAAGGCUCGAGAAGGAGUUUUACCAAAUGUUGAAGUCCAACCGGGAUUAUCUUGACCCAGAAUCCGUUUCUACUCACUCAUCUUCUAGACCAUCAGUUUCCAGGUCUAGCUUUUCAGACUUCGAAGAAGACGAUUCUGAAAACGAGUCAAGGGACGAGAAUGACUCAAUCCCAGAAGUCGAGAGAAUCUCGUUAGCUGCAAUGGCGGAUUUAAGAGUCAUUGCGGAGGCCAUGAUAUCAGCUGGGUACGCCAAGGAAUGUAUCAAUGUUUAUAAAAUUAUUCGGAAAUCGAUCGUCGAUGAAGCUCUUUUCAAUCUCGGAGUUGAAAGGACGUUGACUUUUCAGCAGAUUCAGAAGAUGGAUUGGGAAGUUUUGGAGGUUAAAAUGAAGAAUUGGUUAAACGCUGUUAAAAUGGCGGUUAAAACGCUGUUUCUCGGAGAGAGAAUCCUCUGCGAUCAAGUGUUUUCCAUUUCGCCUGCUAUAAGGGAAUCUUGUUUCACGGAAGUUUCGAAAGAAGGAGCUUUGGCUCUGUUUGGGUUCCCAGAAUAUGUAGCCAAGUGCAAGAAAAGUCCCGAGAAAAUGUUCCGUAUCUUGGAUUUAUAUGAAGCGGUUUCCGAUCUUUGGCCCGAGAUUGAAUCAAUCUUCAGCUUCGAAUCAUCCUCAACCGUCCGAUCAGCCGCCGUUAACUCCUUAAUCAGGCUCGGUGACGCCGUUAGAACCAUGUUAACGGACUUCGAAACGGCGAUUCAAAAGGAUUCAUCCAAAUCGACGGUUCCUGGCGGUGGGCUCCACCCUCUCACACGCUAUGUCAUGAAUUACAUCUGUUUCCUCGCCGAUUACAGCGGGGUUCUCUCCGAUAUCGUCGCAGAUUGGCCAUUAACGAUUCCAUCACCUUUACCAGAGUCUUACUUCGGCAGCCCCUACAAGGAGGAGAGCACUUCAUCGACGAUUGCUGUCCGGUUAGCUUGGCUUAUCCUCGUCAUGCUUUGUAAACUAGACGGCAAAGCCACGAUGUACAAAGACGUGGCCCUUUCUUAUUUGUUCUUAGCCAAUAAUCUCCAAUACGUCGUCGGAAAAGUCCGUCAAUCGAAUCUGAAAUUCCUUCUCGGCGACGAUUGGGUGACGAGGCACGAGCUGAACGUGAAAAAGUACACUUCGAAUUACGAGAGAAUGGGAUGGAGCAAAGUGCUUGCGUCACUGCCAGAAAAUCCAACGGCUGAGAUUCCAGUUGAUCAAGUGAAAGAUCAUUUCAGAAAAUUUAAUUUUGCUUUUGAAGAAGCUUACAUGAAACAAACUUCUUGGGUCAUACCCGACCCUAGACUCCGAGAUGAUGUCAAAAUCUCGUUGGCGAGACGAAUCGUCCCGAUCUACAAGGACUUUUACGAGAGAUAUGGUGGCGUGCAGAUGAGGAAAGAAAUGUGGGUUGAGUCACUUGUCAGACAUACCCCUAAUGAUUUGGGAAAUUACUUGUCUGAUUUGUUCUAUGGAAGCGGAAGUUCAGGGAGUGUUUCGUCAAGCUCGAGCCGAGGAGGCGGGAGUCGUUGACCGAUCAUUUUUGGGAGAGGAAAGCAUCGCCGUCCAUGUUGGAAUUUACGCUCGUGUCUUUUACGGAUAACAAGGACAAAGAGACGUGUAGUGCACCUGUAUAAUUUAUCACAUUUAUUUAUCACUUCAUAUACAAUACAAAAUUCUUUGAUUUAUUAUCUCAUAUUAUAGUUUAGUUUUUUUUUUUUUUCUAAUUUUUUUGUGAUGGUGUGGGAGAUCCAAAGGGUUUUAUGGUUUUGGAUUGAAGGAAAAAUGAGUAAAUGGAUUUAUAAAAUAAUAAUGAGGUAGAUUAAUUAAUUAAUUAAUUACGUUAAAAGGAAGCUUCUAAUUACCGAUACAAGAUAUUGGGAAAGAGGUGAAGGCCAAAGAAGUGAUUUUAGGAAAUCAUAAUGAUGAGA